AUGACUGAUCAUAUUGUUGCCCAGGCGCAGAAGAUAUUGCCUAACAUACCCUUGAGUGUAGUUUCACAAGGUGCCGAGGCGUUGGUGUUCCAGACUGGGACGCAUCCGUACUGUUCUGAAGAAUCGUUGAUCCAUCUCUCCAAUGCGUCAACUUUCAUAAUCAAAUACAGACCCCCCAAACCUUAUAGACACCCUAAAAUAGAUAAACAGAUCACCAAGUCCAGAACCAUCGCAGAAGCCAAAUUCAUGAGCAAGUUGAGUAAGUUGAGUAUCCCAUCGCCCGAUUUAAUUUCUAUUGACUCGAUAAAUGGGGUCAUCUGGAUGGGGUAUAAGGGCAAGCCUUUGGCUAACGGUGAAAUAAGCUCAUUGAAAAACUGGCUCUGGUGGUUGGAAAAGCAAGACGACUCUGCCUCGUUGUGCGUACUGGACGUGGUUGAAAAGGUAUUUCUCAACAUUGGUGCGUUAAUCGCGAAGUUGCACUUGAAUGAGAUGAUCCACGGUGAUCUAACGAGUAGUAAUAUCUUGCUAGAAGAGAACCACGAUGGAGUUUUCGAAGCAGUACUAAUAGAUUUCGGUUUGUCUUCGUACUCGGGAUUGCCUGAGGAUAAGGCUGUGGAUUUGUACGUGCUUGAAAGGGCGGUGCUCAGUACCCAUUCCGUGCAUCUGGAAAUCUACAAUGAAUGGCUCUUGAAGGGCUACAACGAUAUGCAUUUAAGUAAAGAGUUUAAGUCCAAGCAAGGCUCUAAGAAAUUGGUCGAGACUAUUAAGCGUUUGGAAGAUGUCAGAUUGAGAGGAAGAAAGAGAAGUAUGUUGGGUUAG
Molecule: messenger RNA, 819 nt
Organism: Dujonia railenensis
Lineage: Eukaryota; Fungi; Ascomycota; Pichiomycetes; Serinales; Debaryomycetaceae
Source: the annotation of a GenBank genome assembly